This is a messenger RNA of Solanum verrucosum, 765 nucleotides long. RefSeq lists its product as uncharacterized. Bases 1 to 765 code for a protein of 254 amino acids. The record is from RefSeq and is a predicted model, not a curated record. Lineage: Eukaryota; Viridiplantae; Streptophyta; Magnoliopsida; Solanales; Solanaceae. The transcript is spliced from 2 exons.
AUGGAGUUGUGGGAAGAAAUAGAGGAGCUCUUAGGUAGAAGUAGUGACCCAUGGAUAGUGGGGGGUGAUUUUAAUGUGAUACUAAAUGCAGAGGAAAAGCUAGGAGGUCUCCCUUUUACUCAUUCAGAGGCUGCUGACUUUGCACAUUGUGUUAACAAUAGUGCGCUUGUGGAAUUACCAACCACAGGAAGCAAAUUUACAUGGUGGAAUGGGAGGAUAGAACAGGGAUGUAUCUUCAAAAGUUCUGAAGAAACAAAUGUGGUCAAACCUUUUAAAUUUCUAAAUUUCUGGACUAAACAUCCACAAUUUUUAGAAAUAGUAAGGAAAGCAUGGUGCAUUGAUUUUGUUGGGAACCCAUUCUUAGAAUUUAAGGCCAAAAUGAAGAAAGUAAAGACAACAUUAGGGAAGUGGAACAAAAAAGUUUAUGGGAACAUUUUUGAGAAAAUGGCUACACUUGAAGAUAUGAUUAGGGUUAAGGAGAUUCAACUCGAAAUUAGCCCAACACAGGCUAAUAGGAGUGAUCUUAGUAAAGCUGAAGCGGAGCUCAAAAUAUAUCUCAACAUUCAAGAAGAAUUUUGGAGGCAAAAGGCAGGUAUGAGAUGGUUCAAGGAUGGGGAUAGGAAUACAAAAUUCUAUCAUACAUAUGUCAAAGGGAGAAGGAAAAAGCUGCAUAUAGGAGAGAUUCAAUCCAAUCAUGGAGAUGUUUUCAAGACUCAUGACCAAAUAGGAGAGACAACUGUUGAUUUCUUUGGGGACCAGUUUUGA